AAGUGAUGUUUAGGACAAAAAGCGUUCACUGUUUUUUUUCAGGUUGGCAGGCGAUAAACAAAACAUAGUGUUGAUUUAGCGAGUCGUCUUGCGCUAGCUACCUUUUCCUAAAAUUAUUUGCAUUUAUUUUACUUUUUAAACUUUUCCGAUGGCUGUCUGAGUCGUAAUGGUUGUAAAUGUCUGCAACACAAUGAAGCUAAUAUAAACUAACGUUAGCUAAUAUCAACUAGCACGGCUAAUGUAGCUAGCUAACGCUAGUUGUUAGCUAGCUACCUUGCUUUUUGGGAAAUGUCCACCAGCAUAUUUGAGGAAAAUGAAGAGAAAAGUGGCCAAAUUAAGACUGAGUCCUAACGAAGAGGCUCGGGUAAUACGAGAGGAGCAUGAAAGGAGGAGAAAACUUCGAAUACAGCAGGUGCGGGAGCAGCAGCGGUACAUCGCUCUGCAGAUCCGCCGAGAGGUUGAGCAGAGACGGCAGCGUGAGCUGGAGCAGCUGGAGGAGGAGCUGAGGAAGGACUGGGAGCGACAGCAGAGGGAGAAACUCGACACGCUACAGAAUCUAUACCAGGAGAGCCUCAAGCUUCUCGGUCAGGGACACAGGAGUGCAAAAGAACAUGAACCCGACUUGGCCGCCAUAGCUCAGAGGGAGGAGGAAAAUCAUUUCAAAGCAGAGGAGCGUUAUCGAGAAGCCUUAAAGGAUCUCAAAUCACAAAGGCUUAAAGAUGAUGAGAGACAAAGCCGAUCCAUCAAUGCCAGGAAGAAGGCACUACAGGCAGAAAAGGAAAGAUCAGCAAAAGUGGCCAGCCUCCCCCCGCCUCUUCCAAACCCCAUUCAGAGCAUUGAUUCCAAGAAGCCACAUAUAGUAAAGAAAUCUGAUGUAAGUGCCUUUGCUGCCACGCAUUAUCACAUGCCUGAGAGCACAGUGGACAGAGAGGAAGCCACAAAGCAGCCUAAUGCCCAUGAGGGAGCUGAGCUGCAGGCGAGGAGACUGCAGGACUUACAGAGGGAGGACAAGAAGAGGAGAGAAGAGCAGCUUGAGAAGGCUCGUCUCCGAGGGAAAGAAGCUCUGAGGAGGGAACAUCUCGUGCAGGAUCGUGAACGCUUGCUUGUUGAACUGGAGCACAUGCAGCAGACAGACCUGCUGAGGAGGAGACAGCAGGUAUCACAAAUGCCUCCUCAGAUUUUCCAGCCUCUCUAUAAACGACAGGAGACAAGGGAGGACUUCCAGAGGGAGAUAGAGUUUGCCUUUGAGGACAUGUACACUGGAGAGAGGAGGGUUAAAGGAGAUCUGGUGGUCCAGCUGGCACCUGAGCCUCUGCCAGCUCUGUCCACAGGCAGCCAGGACCAAGAGCUGGACAUCACACUGGAUGAAAUCGCCGCACAAGAAACAAGAAACGCACAACAUGACACUGAUCAGGAUGCUGGAGGCACCGAGCAGGAAACAUCUGCUCAUGUGGAGCCCUCCAAACCUGCUCCGAGACGGGCGUUGAAGAAACUCCUGGAUCGUAUCAGGAGCCAGAGGAAUCAGUGGACCGACCACAGCAGUCACGCGCCUGCGGCCGAUUCGCCGACGGCCAUCACUGAUCAGAUCCCAGAGCGGGACACGACCAUCGACACAGGCUCUCUGACCAGCGAGGAGAAAGACAAACUGCCCCCCAUCGAGCUUGCUGAGCCUGGCCACUCACCCCCGGUGUUGGAGACAACCGAACAUUCAACUGCAGCAGAUACUCUACCUCCUGAUGUACUCGCCAACAGAAUCCAAGAGUUUGAAGAACGAAAAAAAAGGGAAGAGGAGCUCGAAAGCCAGAAGCAGCAGCAGGUGGUUUUGCUCCAGGAGCUGGAAGAGCAGAAAGCCAAAUUGGAGCAGAUGCUGCUUGAGGCCCAGCAGGAGAGAGAAGAUUUGAAGGCGGUUGUGACACAGCGACUUCCUAUUAACCAAACAGAACUAUCUGUCCAUGACCAGGAAGCCACCUCUGUCACUCCUGGUCUAGUCACUGAGCUGGUGCCUCCUGCAGGUGAAGAUGACCACAACAGAAGGAUUAGAGAAUAUCAACAGCGGUUGCUGGAACAAAACAGAAUUCACAAGAGGUCAGUAGAGGUGGCUCGUCAGCGCCUGGAGGAAUACCAGCGAGCUCUACGAAUUCGUCACAACAUGUCCGCCACAUCGUUGCUAUCUGCUGUUGUGCCGUCAGUCCCAAUUCGCCCACGUCUGCACAGUGCUCAGUCUGUGCAUCUUCCAGCUCCUCUGCAACUCCCUACAUCUCCUGCAGUGCAAGAAUACACCCACACCAAAUCACAAACCUCUGUGGAAGUUCCUACAAGAGAGUCUGACAUGUUGGCUUCACCUUCAAGACUUCCCAGCUCCCCUGUAAGCGUUGGCUCCAAGUCGCUGCCCGAUGAAGUUGAAUCUAUUGCGAGCAGUCAGAGGAACCAGAGACCAGAUGUCACUGCCUUGCUGACUGACAACAUAAUGGAGAGAGUAACGGAGCACCUUAAAGAGAGAUUGAGACCCUCCUCAGAGCCGCUGCCUUACAAACUGUUCCCAACACAUCGUUCAACUGGCAUCCCACUCCAGCCAACCUCUGAACCCAUCCACGCCAUUAGCCCGAGCGUCACAGAUGGUGCAACUCUGGUUCCAGGACAUGCAGCGGUUAUGCCUGGGACCUUGCUGCAUGGCUCCCUGUGGACUGGGUCUCUGAACUCCAGAGAGAACGACGACAUGGAGAGGCAGAGACGAGAGCUGCAGGACGUCCAGAGAAGGGUGCUGGAGCAGAGACAGCAAGAGGAGGAGAGGCAGGGACGAGAGCUGCAGGAUGUCCAGAGAAGGGUGCUGGAGCAGAGACAGCAAGAGGAAGAGAGGCAGAGACGAGAGCUGCAGGACGUCCAGAGAAGGGUGCUGGAGCAGAGACAGCAAGAGGAGGAGAGGCAGAGACGAGAGCUGCAGGAUGUCCAGAGAAGGGUGCUGGAGCAGAGGGAGAUAAUGGCGCUGCAGCAGAGACAGCAAGAGGAAGAGAGGCAGAGACGAGAGCUGCAGGAUGUCCAGAGAAGGGUGCUGGAGCGGAGGGAGGCAAUUGCGCUGCAGCAGAGACAGCAAGAGGAGGAGAGGCAGAGACAGGAAGAGCAGCGACAGAGACAGGAAGUGGAGAUGGAGCAGAUCAGGAGGCAAAAGGAGACCCUGCAAGCUCUGAUUCAUACUGAUGCACAACCAGUUCCAGAGGCUGCCAGUGAAGUGUUAGUUUCAGAGAACAUCGGUCAGACCCGCCUGAAAUUACUUGCGUCCCUGCUGAGAGCUAUAGAGGAGUCUAACGGAGGAACUUUAUCACACCUAGAAGACCCUCAGGAGAGAGAUGGAUCCUCUCCGCAACCGCCAUCUAACAGUGGUGAGACCGAUCUCAUAUCUCGGAGCAAUGUUCCUGCUGGACCUGGCCCGGUGUCAGUACUCCUCCCUCCUCCUCCUCCUCCUCGAGCAGCAAAGCCCCCGGUGACCCGCGUCAGGCUGGGCGUCAUGGACAUGAUGACUGAACAACAUGAGCUUAGUGCCAUUCAAGAGGUGGAGACACCAGCCGACACCAGCCAAGUCACAGGUCCAGAGGAUAGUGUGAAGGUCCCGCCACACACUGUGGACCGGGAUAUGCAAGAGGAUUCAGAGUCGUCUGUGGCCUCUGACACGUCCCAGCAGACACCCUCUUGGUCCAGCAGCGAGCAGCGGACCGCUGAACGAUCAACCAGCUCUGGAACGAGCUCGGGGAGAUCCAGCAGUGUCAUCUGGAGAGAGAGGCAGCUGAUGGGGGCAGGAACAUCUCCAGAAUCCUCAGAGUCUGAUUUAGUCCGGAGGAUAAUCUCACCACCUUCCUCUGACUCUGGGAGAGGAGCUGACUACUCUGGUCCUGCAAUCCCAAGUUACAGAUCCCCCACAGAGUCUGUACAUAGGCCUCCUGAUUCGGACUGCCUCUCCUCCACCACCAUCUCCACCGGCAGCUACAUCACCUCUGAUCCUGAGCAAAACGUAAACACUGAUAAAUCCCCGUCUCUAAGACGUUUAGAACAAGGAGCCGAUUCACCUGGCGUUUCCUCUCCAUCCGGUCAAAGCUUCGGUAUUAAGGAAAGCUCGACUGAAGCCCGUCCUGGUUUGGCUGUAGACUCUCUGUUUAAUGACAGCAGCAUCCAGCACAUUAUAGACAGAUACACAAGGGAGCUAAACAUCUCGCUCAGCACUGCUGGCAAAACCACAGACAGUGAAUCCUCAUAUAUGGAAGAAACAGGCUCUUCAGUCUCCCAGCAGUCUUUGGUUCGAGUCUCGGAGAGGAGAGGGGAGGAGGAAAGCUCUACGCCUCACCAGUCUCUUCCCUCAGACACCGCAGGAGCACGGAGGAGUGGCCUGGAACGGGACAAUACAGUCAAUCCGAUCCUGGAGCACUUCUCAGGCGAGGACACGUCACUGGCUGUGGACCAAGAGGAGGACUCUUUCAGACCUCUGAUUGGCCAGCUGGCGGACCAGUCAUCCUGUUUCGCUGUUGACCAGAGGGACUCAGCCAUGGAGCGCCUGGUCGGUCACCCAUCGGCUCACUCGUCCAUGAUUGGUCAGCUGACAGGUCGGCCUGUUUCAAUGAGCUUUGAUCAAGGUGGAUGGGAUUCCACUCUGAGUCGAAUGAUUGGUCGACUCUCCCAUCAGACCAGCUCCCAUUGGCUGAGUGGUGGGCAGGACUUUUAUGCCGGUCAGCUGAUGGGUCAGAUGCCAUUGGAGCGGUCGACCACGUGGUUGGAUGAGAGCAGAAUGAGACCGCUGGUUGGGGAGCUGGAUGAGUCUGCGGGGCAGCACAGUGGACGCUCAGAUGAAAGAACCCAUGUAGAUCUUGGUGUCUCCACUGAGGCCAGUGGGCCGUCAUACCCAGUGUUGCCUCCUGAAGCCUGGUCACACAGUCCUUCUGUCCCGGCUGUGAAUCCACAUCCGCAGGACCAAACCAACAUGGACCUGGGCCCAGAGAGGACUGAAGUGUUUCCAGGUUCAGACUCAUUCCACCCGCUUCUGGCUGAGGUCACCCACAACGAAACAGCAGACCCCUCCAUGACCUUUCACCAGCCCGAACACGAUGGGCGUGCCACCUCCCCUGAAGGACAGCCAGCCAGCGGGGGAAGCCGUGUUUCCACACCUUCUGAGGAGGUUGAAAUCCACACUGUUGAGUCUGAACCUUCACCCGAGCGUGUCAGAACAGAGGAUCCGUCCGGCUGCGUAGCGGAUUCCCCCGCCUCGCAGGAAUCCUUCUCCCAGCUCGCCACCUCCCAGUACCAACCAAGAGACUCUGUCCUCGUGCUGUCUCCCACCAUGAUGUCGCCAGAGGGAGCGGAUGCAGACAGAAACGUCAUUUCUGAAAGGCUGGGAGAUGCAGUCCCAUUCAGCGACCUCUGUCCUGUCUCAGAUAAGAUAUGGGGGGGCGCCAGUGAGAAGGGGAUCCUGGAGCAGUCGGAGAUAACACUAGUGAGCCUGACAGAUACCACGCUGCAGGACCAAGAGACGACCAUCGCUGAGGACGAGGGAAUUUGGGAAGACAAACCUCCAGAUGGAGCGAGGGAAGAGGGACAGACAGGCCAUGAGACAGAGGGGACGGAAUCCACGUCGUCACCGGAUGAGACUCCAGAGGACAAGAACCAAACGCACCCAGAUUCAGUGAUGCUCCUGGAGUUUCAGUGGGGUCCUAGCAGAGGCCUGCAGGAGGUCCACCAUGAGAAGCGCAGGGCGCUGCUCCAGAGAUCGUCCCGCAGGGUGGAGGAAAUUAAGGCUAAAGCGACUCGUGCCAAGAUUCAACCUGAGGUCCAAGCUCCAUCUGAAGCCGGAGAGCAGUCUAAAGCUCAGGAAUCUCAACCAGUCACCUGUAAGGAAAAGUUGAAGACAGAACCUCAACAUAAGACUAAUACCAAGUCAAAGGGGGGACAGGCUGAACUGCAUCAAACUACUGAGAAAUCUGGCUUUAUCAAGCCGAAAAAGCCCCAGCUUCCCCCUCCAGUGAGCGAUUUCAGGCUGAAAAAGGUGGACGAGGUGAAGAGCUGCACACCGGAGCAAAGGAAACUGGAUGUCUCUGAGAUGCACCAGAGAACUCAGAGACUGUAUAAGCAGCUGGAGGAAGUGAAGCUUCAGCAAGCGAUCAGGAACAGACAGGAAGCUUGUGCAAGAAACCGACUGAAGGCCAAGGAGUUCCACAAGAAAACCUUACAGAAACUUCGUGCCAAGCAGACGCAGACACUGUGAAUGUGUUCUAGUUCCACUUUUGUAAAUUUAAGUUUGUGUAUAAUUUAAGUUUUUAUCAAUAAAGCAUUUUAAGUUAUUUUAA
This is a messenger RNA of Perca fluviatilis (European perch), 6323 nucleotides long. It is a transcript of the gene cep295, whose product is annotated as centrosomal protein 295. Gene Ontology annotation, cellular component: centrosome; cytosol; centriole. Bases 314 to 6241 code for a protein of 1975 amino acids. The transcript has 29 exons. Gene Ontology annotation, biological process: regulation of centriole replication. The record is from RefSeq and is a predicted model, not a curated record. NCBI's taxonomy places the organism in Eukaryota, Metazoa, Chordata, Actinopteri, Perciformes, Percidae.